AUGGCAUUGGGCUGCAACCAAUGGAAACCUCCGUCAAAGGGGAGGUAUAAGGUAAAUGUGGAUGGGGCGGUAUUCGCGAAGAUAGGGUGCUGUGGUGUUGGGGUGGUCAUUAGAAAUGAGGAAGGACUGUUAAUGGGGGCAAUGAGUAAAAAAGUUCAUUUCCCCCUUGGGGCCAUGGAGGUUGAAGCGAUGGCGAUGGAGGAGGGAAUUCAGCUGGCUAGGGACUUAGGACUGAAGGAUAUUGAUAUGGAAAGUGAUGCUCAAGUGGUAGUGUUGGCUGUUGGAGGAACUGACCCAGGCCCGUGCUCAAUACAGAAAAUUGUGGAAGGGGCGAAACAGGGGCUGUCUGCUUUCAGCUCGUGGAGUUGUUCUCAUGUGCACAGACAGAGCAAUAUGGCUGCUCAUCUUAUGGCUAAGGAAGCUAGUAAUGUACAAGAAUGUCUAAUUUGGGUGGAAGAUACCCCCAGUGUUAUUGUAUCUCAAAUUCAUAUGGAUGUUACUGCAUUGGACAGUUGUCCUAAGUAA
Quercus robur (English oak) is the source of this 525-nucleotide messenger RNA. RefSeq lists its product as uncharacterized. The transcript has a single exon. Lineage: Eukaryota; Viridiplantae; Streptophyta; Magnoliopsida; Fagales; Fagaceae. The record is from RefSeq and is a predicted model, not a curated record. Gene Ontology annotation, molecular function: RNA-DNA hybrid ribonuclease activity; nucleic acid binding. The coding region runs from base 1 to 525 and encodes 174 amino acids.